AACGGUGCCAUGAGAUUUGCCAUCCACAGAGCUUGACCGACAUCGACGAAAGGCCCUCAAGACAAUGGCCAAAGCUAAAGCACCUCCCCCGUCAUCGGGCGGCAAAGCCGCCAAGAAGAAGAAGUGGUCGAAGGGAAAGGUCAAGGACAAGGCCCAACAUGCCGUCGCUAUUGACAAGCCCACUUUUGACCGUGUAAUGAAGGAAGUCCCCACCUUCCGAUUCAUCAGCCAGAGCAUCCUCAUCGAGCGGUUGAAAGUCAACGGCUCUCUGGCACGGGUAGCCAUCAGACAUUUGGAGAAGGAGGGUCUCAUCAAGCGAAUUGUGCACCACUCUGGACAGCUGGUUUACACCCGGCUAACAACUGCCUCUGAUUAGAGGUCUUGUUGUAUACUUAUCUCACGCCUGUCCAUAAGCUUCAUGUAUUGCAUCCCACACCAAAAUUAUGCUUCUGGCCGGCAUUAAAUUCCUAUGUUCUCUAUCAAAUAACUAUGUCACUCUCUUUGGGCAUAUUCAUAAGAGGUUGGCGUUGGCUAUUAUCAGCCCUACUCGACUUUUCUUUGAGUAUGCUCUGAGUAAAUCGACCAUCAUGAGAUUUCAAUACAUAACUUUGAGAGUACU
Messenger RNA from Serpula lacrymans var. lacrymans S7.9, 619 nucleotides. RefSeq lists its product as uncharacterized. The transcript is spliced from 3 exons. Gene Ontology annotation, molecular function: structural constituent of ribosome. Gene Ontology annotation, cellular component: cytosolic small ribosomal subunit. Bases 65 to 376 code for a protein of 103 amino acids. The record is from RefSeq and is a predicted model, not a curated record. Lineage: Eukaryota; Fungi; Basidiomycota; Agaricomycetes; Boletales; Serpulaceae.